AUGGCAAGAACAAAACACAAAGUAGAAAAUGAAAAUUGUUCCAAAGCAUUCACACAUAACAACCAUGCAAAGUUAAAAGAGUCUGGCGACAAGAUAGUUGAUAGUCGCUAUAGGGAAAUAUGUGGCAACAAGCAGGAACUCACAGACUAUAAAAAGUUCAAAUAUUCUUUUCCUGUACUCAAAGGCCAGACAGCCGAAGAUGAAAACAACCAGAAGAUAGAUAAAAGCGGAAAAUUCAAAAGAGGCGGGGGUCGAAUAAACAGCAACCAUGCCAUAUUUUCAGGCCAAAAGCUUGAUAUUUCGGAGAGAUUCGAAUGUGAAACUUUCGUUGGAUUUAAUACCAAGUCUUUUAUCAGCUGCCUUGACUGGAAUGGUAAAUUUAUUUGUGUUGGUCUUAAAUCUGACUCUGCACCUUUGAACAUUUUUGAGAGACGAGAAGGCCAAUCAAAAAUAAUUAUCUUCGAUACGGACUUAAAGCUCAUUAGGAAGCUGUCAGCAAGCUUUGGGAGCGUCUUACAGGUGAAAAUACAUAACAACAUUCUCUAUGCCUUGUUUUCCAAUGGGUUUCUGGCCAAAUAUACCGAUCUAUCGACUGAAUAUGAAAUAUUAGAAAAAGACCGAAAGAUCAUUGUCUUCGAUGUAAAUUCGGAAAUUCUAGCAUACACCGACGGACCGAAUCUAACAAUCAAUGGAAUGACUAGAAAUUAUGACGGAAUAAUCAUUAAGGUACUGGUAUAUUCCGGAUUUGUCAUAACACUUGACAUAAACGGUAGAGUCUAUAUGACAACUGUCAAAAUGGAAGAAUCAAAUGAAAUUACUGCAAAAUACACAAUAGCAAACAUAGAAAUAAUCGAGUCAUCUCUUUUUCUAUUUGAGGACUCGCAAUACAGUGUGGUAUUUCCGUUCUCAAGUGACGAGCAGGCUGAUGAGCUCAAUAAAAAGUUUAUGAGCUUCUUCACAAAGACAUCAAAUGGGAAGAUAGUCAAUAACAAAAGGUAUAAACUGAGGAGAAAAACGAAGGAAGUAUUUCAAGUGUGCAAGAGAGACGGAAUUGUCCAUUUUUGUGCGAACCCGACAGAGUUUUCCGAAGACCAGUUUGAGAGAAUCGUCAAUGUGAUGAGUGGCAAGGAUAGUUUUAUACUUUGUACCGAGAAUGGACUAGUAUUGAAAGUAUAUUAUUUCUAA
Vittaforma corneae ATCC 50505 is the source of this 1185-nucleotide messenger RNA. RefSeq lists its product as uncharacterized. The transcript has a single exon. NCBI's taxonomy places the organism in Eukaryota, Fungi, Microsporidia, Nosematidae. The coding region runs from base 1 to 1185 and encodes 394 amino acids. The record is from RefSeq and is a predicted model, not a curated record.